AUCAUAUUUGCAAACGGUAGAAGAAACAUCCGGGUCCCUCAGGUUCUUGCUUGGCGACCCGUCGCCAUUAGUGCAAGCUCGUUGUCUCGGAUCUGUUUUUGUGGUGAAAAACCUUCAAACCGGUGAAGUUUUCCUGCUCCGGGGAACAUCACGGUGCUUCUACCGGGCACGUUGUUUUCUUUAACGUGUUAAAACCGUGAACUCGGCGGGUGUUGGCCCCGCGUGGCGAGCCGCCGUCCUCUCCUCCAGCAGGCUCCACAGUUUGAGACGCAUUUGAUCGUGUCUCUUCUUUCUCCUUCGGUUGGUUUACUGUCAACAUGUCGCCGUGAUGGGUUCUCCGUGUGUCUCAGAAAUGAACCAGGGCCUCCGCCGCCUGACCCGCACUCACUGCCGCCCGUUUUCCUGCUCCGUGUCCCCGUUUGAUGCCCGAGAGCUCGGCGGCUCUCUGCCCGCCGCUCGGCCCCAGCAGCAGCGCUCCCUGCCCGGGUACAACCAUGGAGAAGAACCCGAACAGCUCCAGCACCAAGGUCCCGCCCCGAUCCAGCUCCACAGGCCCGGUACCGGGAGAGACUAAACCCAAAGCAGUAUCUGCUCGCUCCGCCGGCGGCAGACAGCGACGGGGAGAGCGACGGGUCGGACCGGGUCCCCGUGCCCAGCUUCCAGAACUCGUUCAGCCAGGCCAUUGAGAAAGCACUUCUGCAGCUGGACAACGGCGCUGCUUCUCCUCCACAACCCGUGGUUGAACCAGACGAGAAAGGAGGGAAGAAGAAAAAGAAGAAGCAGAAACUUCUGUUCAGCACGUCGAUGGUUCACACGAAGUAGACGACACUGAAGUUCAUUUACUCUGAGUGUUUUUCUUGAGUUGAUAUUCAUAAAUGAUUCCCACUGCUUGUUUUAACUUCAUGCAGAUCUUCCCUGAAGCCAUGAGCUAUGGAAACAGGUUUAAUCAGCAGCCAGAGGUUUGAUUUGCAUUCAUUAUUAUUUGUCGUACAAAGGUCAAAGCUCGACAGCAGCGUCCUGUCUGUCACACUGAAAAGCCUUAUGGGUAACAUUUUGUCCAGAUGCAAAGAAAAAACACGGAAUAUAACGAACGUAGAUACAGAAAACGUAGAUUCUGUGUUUGACGUGUGCGCGCUCGCUUUAUGGCGGAGGUCAGAUCAGAUACAAAACCGACUAACUCUUCAUUCUGAGCUGAUUUUCAUGAUAUUUAGUCUGUUUAUAGAUGUGAGGAAUUGAACCUGAUGGUUACUGGAAUUAUUUAAUAGGAUUUAAUUCCGCCACCACUUGGAAAAAUGCUUCAGGCGUUAAUGGAUUAAAUAUUCACAACAAAAAACAGCCGCUGCUACUCAGAGCAGCACUUCUUCCAAAAUACAGGAUGAAUACAAUGAAAACAUUAAUGUUAGUGUGUUUGAGCUGCUGCAUAAAGUCUCAACACAUGGAACAAAUUACUGUCCAACAGGAAACUAACAAUAAAAACUGUUCUCUUGUGUUAAAUUAUGUUUUCCUGUAGAUAAAGUUCACAAAAACAAACAGGCGGCUUUAUAACAAUAUAAUGAAUAUAAAAUCUACAUUUUUAGAGUAACAAAAGGUAAAAUUUUAAAUAAUUUACACUUGCUGUUUAUAGAUAGAAGCCUACAUGUCCCAUCAGCUCCUCUUCUUUAUAACCUUUAUAACAAACCAAAUUUCAUGACAAUCUGUUCAGAAUUGAGCGAGUUAGUCGUUUUUUUAAGUGAACUUUACGUCUCUGUGUUGUUAACUUUACCUGACCUCUGCAGUCCGGCGACCACACAUUCAGCAGCGACCAGUGAGUCAUCUACAUUUCUUACAUCGAUGAUAACAAGCUCCUGGCUCCGCGUACGCUUCAGAUCCCACUUUCUCCCGGAGCGGACGGAGCGCUGCAGCCGUGAGUAGUUUGGAUAAGAUGAUCGUAUGGUGCUUUAUAUUAGAGUAGCAGUCAGCCAGCUGCAGAUACGUCGCACCUUUUAAAUCUUUCCAGGAUACUCGGACAUCAAUCGGGAACUUCAACCUCAGAACGGAAGGAAACAAUAACAUCUGUGUCCGUACGGAAGUGUUUUCUAACAACACGAGUACGUAACGUUCUUGGUGAGGAAGUGAACACUCAGUAUUGUAUAAUAGAGAUUUCUCCAACCGUAUAUUCAGCCUGGUUCAACCAAACAUCUGCACUUUCUUCUCAUUCAGUCUCUCCUCUGUGUCAUCUUCUGUUGUAGAGUGUUAUCUAACCUUUAACAUGAACUCAGUUUAACUUCAGUGUUGGAAGUGUGUGAGGAAUUGCUGCCGUUUAAAGGAAUGUUUUGAAACCUGAAGAAAACUUUAAAAAUGUGUUUUUGUUGGAGGGUUCUUUAAUUCACCUUUUAUUUUGAGCAAGUUUAUAGACUAGUGAACUUUACUAGUCUGUUGAAAUGAAUAAACAAUUAUGCACAAUCAAUGAAGUGAGUGUUUGAUGCUGUGGUGUAAACGAGAGUUGCUCUAUAGGGCUUUUAUUUUGAAAGAACAGCCUCAUCUUCAGUGAAAACCCUUUAAAGUAGAACUCGAUCAAGACGCCUUCAGAAACUGUAGGUCGUGUUGUUGAAAUAAUGUGACCAGCAGCAUCCUGAGACUCUGCUGAACACGCACACACUGUUAUUUGUGUGGAUAAAGGUACAGAUGUGAUUAUUACAGCUUUCUCUUCACUUGUUUUGCUCUCUGUUAAUAUUGGAGCUUCUGGGACUGUUGGUUGUCUCAGAGUGUUUAAAGUUUAACAGAUUUUCCUUCAUAUCCUUUGUACUUUUUUUGUCUGUAGAAGUAAAAUAAAGAUUAAAUUGCA
This is a messenger RNA of Morone saxatilis (striped sea-bass), 2824 nucleotides long. It is a transcript of the gene rnf10, whose product is annotated as ring finger protein 10. The record is from RefSeq and is a predicted model, not a curated record. Gene Ontology annotation, biological process: positive regulation of myelination; positive regulation of transcription by RNA polymerase II. NCBI's taxonomy places the organism in Eukaryota, Metazoa, Chordata, Actinopteri, Moronidae. Gene Ontology annotation, molecular function: metal ion binding; transcription cis-regulatory region binding.